Molecule: messenger RNA, 228 nt
Organism: Clunio marinus
Lineage: Eukaryota; Metazoa; Arthropoda; Insecta; Diptera; Chironomidae
Source: the annotation of a GenBank genome assembly
AUGUAUGCAGUUUUACAAGCUUUUCAUUUUUUUCCUUCAGAUAAGUAUGCAAAGUUCAACUUUUAUAAAAAGAAAAACUUUAAAGAUAAACCAAGAUUAAAGGAAGAAAUUAUUUGGCUUCUGGAGAUAGGUCAAGUAGAAGGAUAUCAAAUGGAUACAGACAGGAAAUUGUGGAGCAAACUUAAAUCCAAUUACAAUUGGAAAUUCUACCAUGAAAUGGAAGUAUAA